GUGGCAUUGACAGUAGCUGCCUUCACAAGGCAGAGAAUAAUGUUGUAUGUACCUGGACUCCAGAGGCCCCCAUGGGACAAUGAACUUCAGGAAUUCCUUCUGACCUUAAAGUACCGAUAGCACCCCUGCUAUCAUUGCCUGACCUUUCUAAAAUGCACUGAACUUCUGGAAGAAAUGUGGCAAGCCGGGUGGUGGUGGUGCACGCCUUUAAUCCCAGCACUUGGGAGGCAGAGGCAGGCGGAUCUCUGUGAGUUCAAGGCCAGCCUGGUCUACAAGAGCUAGUUCCAGGACAGGCUCUAAAGCUACAGAAAAACCCUGUCUCAAAAAACCAAAAAAAGAAAAAGAAAAAAAAGAAAUGGGGCAAUACCAACCCCACAAAGUGACACAAUACAAGGAUUCUCCAUAUGCCCAAGGAAAGCAGCGUUAAUGACAGCAAGCAGGAGUGUGAGGGAGGAGAAGCAGCUUGAGGCAUCAUUAGAUGCACUGCUGAAUCAAGUGGCUGAUCUGAAGAAUUCACUGGGGAGUUUCAUUUACAAGUUGGAAAACGAGUAUGACCGGCUCACCUGGCCCUCUGUCCUGGAUAGCUUUGCACUGCUCUCUGGACAGCUGAACACUUUGAACAAGGUCUUAAAGCAUGAGAAGACACCCCUGUUUCGUAACCAGGUCAUCAUCCCUCUGGUGCUGUCCCCAGAUCGAGAUGAAGACCUCAUGCGUCAGACUGAAGGACGAGUGCCUGUUUUCAGCCAUGAGGUCGUCCCUGACCAUUUGAGAACCAAGCCUGACCCUGAAGUUGAAGAGCAGGAGAAGCAGCUGACAACAGAUGCUGCCAGAAUUGGUGCUGAUGCAGCGCAGAAGCAGAUCCAGAGCUUGAAUAAAAUGUGCUCAAACCUUUUAGAGAAAAUCAGCAAAGAAGAACGAGAAUCAGAGAGUGGAGGUCUCCGGCCAAACAAGCAGACUUUCAACCCUGCAGACACCAAUGCCUUAGUGGCAGCUGUUGCCUUUGGGAAGGGGCUAUCUAAUUGGAGACCUUCAGGUAGCAGUGGUCCUGGCCAACCCGGCCAGCCAGGAGCUGGUCCAAUCCUUGCAGGAGCCUCAGGAUUACAGCAAGUUCAAAUGGCAGGUGCUCCAAACCAGCAGCAGACAAUGCUCAGUGGAGUCCAGAUGGCUCAAGCAGGUCAACCAGGGAAAAUGCCAAGUGGGAUAAAAACCAACAUCAAGUCGGCUUCAAUGCAUCCCUACCAGCGGUGAGUGUGGACAGCAGCCUCCACUCUCAGGUGAUCCGUGCCAAGCUGGGCAAUGAAAUUAUCUUUUACUCAAGGCUGACGUAGAUGGGUACAAUGAAAAGAACACAGGCUUUCAGCAACAGACAGAUCUCAGCUCCUCUGUGAAGAGCUGUGCGACCUUGGGAAAGUGACCUCAUUUCUCUGAGCCCAGGUUCUCAUUUGUAAAUGGUCAUAAUACCUACCUCAUAGGGUUGUUGUGAGGAUUAAAAUGAGAAAAUGAAUGUAAAACACUUAGCAUGGUAUAUGAAAUACUGGGUCUUGAAUAAAUGAUAGUUAUUUUUUACUUUUC
Molecule: messenger RNA, 1572 nt
Organism: Alexandromys fortis (reed vole)
Lineage: Eukaryota; Metazoa; Chordata; Mammalia; Rodentia; Cricetidae
Gene: Med8
Product: mediator complex subunit 8
Exons: 7
Coding region: 427-1248 (273 amino acids)
Biological process (GO): regulation of transcription by RNA polymerase II
Cellular component (GO): core mediator complex; mediator complex
Molecular function (GO): transcription coregulator activity; RNA polymerase II cis-regulatory region sequence-specific DNA binding
Source: RefSeq, a predicted model, not a curated record